Messenger RNA from Paramecium pentaurelia, 240 nucleotides. The record is from the annotation of a GenBank genome assembly. Lineage: Eukaryota; Ciliophora; Oligohymenophorea; Peniculida; Parameciidae.
AUGGAUACAAAAAACUAUAGUAUAAUGAAAGGUUCAAAAAACGGAUUAGUAAUUCAAAGAUAAGAUAAAUUUAGAACUAAUAUAACAAAAGGAUCAAAAAAACAUAGAAUUUCUUUUAUUGAUGAGAUUGAUAAAUAGCACUCUCUUGUUUAAGUUCAUGAAGUAGAAAAUUGGAAAAAUUAUAAUGUUGAAUCACCUGUUCAAGAAGUAAAAUAAUCAUGCGGAUGUAUAAUCAUUUGA